Molecule: messenger RNA, 4467 nt
Organism: Podarcis lilfordi (Lilford's wall lizard)
Lineage: Eukaryota; Metazoa; Chordata; Lepidosauria; Squamata; Lacertidae
Source: the annotation of a GenBank genome assembly
AUGACAGACAGAGAACACCUGAUGAAUCACCCACAAAGAUGCCACGUUGUGGAUGAGAACAUCUCUGCAUCUGUGGUUUGCCCAAAGGGCUGGGUGGAGCCAACCUUCACACUCGCUGCCAAAGCUCGAGUUGUCAUCACAGGCUGCUUCUUCAUCAUUGCAGCAUGCAGCAACCUUGCUGUCUUGUACAGCGUCACGAGGAAGAGACGGAAGUCCCACGUCCAGCUGCUCAUCCUGAGCUUGACAGUGGCCGACUUGCUGGUCACAAUGACCGUCAUGCCCCUGGACGCUGUAUGGAACAUCACGGUCCAGUGGUACGCUGGCGAUGCCCUGUGCAGGUUCCUGAACUUCCUCAAGCUCUUUGCCAUGUACUCGGCCGCCCUGGUGCUGGUGGUGAUCAGCUUGGACCGGCACUCUGCCAUCCUGCACCCCUUUUCGUUUGCUAACUCCAGCCGCCGCAACCGGAUCAUGCUCUCUGUCGCGUGGAUCCUCAGCAUCCUGCUGGCCGCUCCCCAGGUACGAAUCCGUUAGGACAGAAGGCUCGUUUAGGGAGGUGCACAUAUUGUAAGGUAAAGGUAACGGGACCCUUGACCAUUAGGUCCAGCCGCGGAUGACUCUGGGGUUGCGGCGCUCAUCUUGCUUUACUGGACGAGGGAGCCGGCGUACAGUUUCCGGGUCAUGUGGCCAGCAUGACUAAGCCGCUUCUGGCGAACCAGAGCAGUACAUGGAAACGCCAUUUACCUUCCCGCCAGAGUGGUACCUAUUUAUCUACUUGCACUUUGACCUGCUUUUGAACUGAUAGGUGGGCAGGAGCUGGGACCGAGCAACGGGAGCUCACCCCAUCACAGGGAUUCAAACCGCUGACCUUCUGAAUGGCAAGCCCUAGGCUCUGCGGUUUAGACCACAGCGCCACCCGUGUCUCGCACAUAUUGUACAUAGCCACAAAACAGUAAUGGAAUACAAUGAGAAAUACAAAACCAAACAAUAACAAGCAUCUCCCUCCCUCCCCACAAUGCCAGAACCCAAAUAAGAGAUUGCAUACAUUCCGGUGCAUCGCCACAGUUGCCUAUUUAAUUCACUUCCCAUGUCAUUCUUGCAGGGACCUUACAGAGUAUUUUGUCAGGGCAAUGUCACUAUUUUCAUUGGCCAGGAUAAUGAAGGACAACAUUCAGAGCAGAAAUAUAAUCGCGACACCCGAAAGAUAUCAGGCUUGUUCAUGCACUGCGCAGAACACAAGUACAAGCUCUCUGUACACGUGUACAAGCGUUUGUGCGACAGAGCGUACACUUAUUGAUUUUUCAAUUUUUCAUCUCUGUUAGUGUGUACGCAGGUACACAGAUUGCACACUGAGUGCACAGCUCAAGGAUUUGUGUAGAGAGGUACACACAGAGAUUGUGCACUUGUAGAACAUAAUGUGUGAACACUCCAUAAAAGCAGCCUCAUGGGGAACAGCUUCCUUAGAUACAUGAUUUCUGAAUCAUGCAGUGUUUGAGCAUGAAGGCUGAAACGGAGAAUGCUGGCAUUUAUAAUGUCAUUAUUACUAAUUUCAUCCUUCUGACCUUUUCCCAUCCUGCAUUUAUUUGGGGGCGGGGAGGGAGAAGCAGGGAAACUGAUGCCUUGUUUUACGGUGGGUUAUUUUAGCUGCCUAAAUGUAUUUGUGUGUGUGUGUGUCAUUAUGCAGUAUUUAAAAGCCUUUAUGUAUUUCAAAUCUCAGAGUAUUUCAAAUCUCAGAGUGCUGCAUAUAUGUACAUAAAUAACAAUGCAUUGAUAAUUAAUAUAAUAACAAACCAAUAUAUGUGUGUAAAUUAAGUGUGUAUACUAUUAGACUGUUUUACUUUUCCAUUUCAGCUCUUCCUUUUCCACCUGUACACCAUCCCGGGCGUCAAUUUCACCCAGUGUGUGACGCAUGGGAGUUUCAGAGAGCACUGGCAGGAGACCACCUACAACAUGUUCACUUUCACCACCCUCUAUGUCACCCCGCUGACCGUGAUGGUUGUCUGUUAUGUCCGCAUCUUAUUUGAGAUCAGCAAGCAGCUGAAAAUUAACAAAGGUGAGUUGGCCUCCCCUCAACUGCAUUGGGUGGGAACAAUGAGAUGCCCUUCGGCAUUGUGUUUUUCCAGUUUCUCGAAAAGUUUCUCUUCUCCUGAAAAACAGCCUUCCAUUUUUCUGCCUUGUUCUCAGGGUUUGUCACUGACCUUAUUACUACGAAAUGGCUGAGGAUUGUGCCUGUAUUACUACUACUACUAUUACUUCUUCCCCUGCCCCCUAUUAUUACUAUUACCCCCCGUGAUUUAUUAAUCGCUUUCUGAGCAAUUGUCUCAAGGCGGUUUGCACAUAUUUAAAUGCAGUUAAAAACACAAACACAGCAAAUACAUUUAUAACAACAGUAAACCCUAACAAGGUAGACACUUGAAGACCCAUUUCUCCAAUGGGAAAAGCUCUAUGGGCCCCUCCAGAUAGUCUUUAUUGCAAAUUCAUGAUGAUUUGUGCUCAUGUUGGUGUUGGGGGAGUUAUAUACAACCGUACUUCCGAUACUGUUUGCACCUGAAAAAGUUUCAGCUUUGUUUCCAAUCAGGGCACACCUCAUAACUUCCUGCAGAAAACCUGAAACUUUUCAUGCCACGAAUGUUCUGGUUUAAUGAAUUUUUUUGUCCCACUUUUGGUGAGCUAUAGCGCAGGAUGGCAAUAAUAUGGUAAUGUUGGGGAAGCGUCACACAGCAACUAAUAAAGCAGAUUGGUGUGUGGAUUGUCCAGUAUAAACCCACCAUUAAUGCACUAGUAUUGCCUUGAUGACAUGUUACAGGAAUAGGGUUGCCAGACCUCUGGGACUAACCUCAACUCAGGUUUGCCUGGCCCCCUCCAGGGAGGGCGUGAAUAUCCAGGUGACUGGGAGUGCCUUUAGUUUUAUUCUUAAGACUAUGUCUGCAUCUUGUAAGCUUCAGUCCAGCAGGAGCAGCCCGGAAAGUAUUGCACAACUACCUGGAGGGAUCUGCCCGCCUCCUCUCCUUCCGCCCCUCUCCCAAUUAACCUCCAUUUCCAGAGUUCAGUGGCGGAAGGGAGCACAGAGGAAGAAUCACCAGGGGCUGCCCCUGAAGCUCAGGUUUGGCCCCUGUAAUUUCAGGGUCUGGGAUGCUCCCGGCCUGGCAACCCUAUACAGUAGUGGUUUUUAACCAGUGUGCUGUGGCACCCUGGGGUGCUUUGAAUGAUGGUCAGGGGUGCCGCAGGCAACCCUGGCCUCUGUCCUUCUUUCCUUCCCUCCCUCCUCUGAUGCCCGCAUGCAUCUCUGCCUCCCAAAGGCUUGUGUAGCUGUUUGUUACAACAGCCCUGGCUACAAGCUCCCCAGGUGAAUGGUGCCUGUGGGGCUGGACCAGGGGCUUCACCUUUGGUUAGUCUCCGUCAGGCUGCUAAAGCUAGGGGCAUCCUCUUCCUAGGGCCCUGUGGGGUGGCGGCUCAGAGACCAGGGGCAGUGGUGGCAGCUGCCGGGAGGACUCCCAAGGAGAGGAGACGAGACUGAGGGAACACUCCACAAGGGAGGGUGUUCGAAAAGGGGUGAGGGACUGCUGGCUCUGCAGGUGAGGAGUAGGGUUGCCAUAUUUCAAAAAGUAAAAUUCCUGACACCCACAAAGUUGGGUUUUUUUACAUCGCAUUGCAAUACAUCCGGGUUUUCCCUGACAUUUUGCCGAUUCAGCAAAAUUCCCCCGACGCCAUUUUUACACCCGAAAACCAGGACAUGUCAGGAAUUUUCCUGACGUAUGGCAAGCCUAGCAAGGGGUGACAUAAGUGGGCUUCUGAGGCUCAGAGCGUGUUUCCCCACAGGGGAGCCGCAGAAAGAAUGUAGUUGGUCAAGGGAGCCAUGGACUCAAAAAGGUUGAAAACCUCUGCUAUACAGAAUACAACUGCAAAGCAACAACGCCAUCAUCACCUGUCCAGAGGGGCCCUGUCUAGUUUUUAUCUGCCCCACCUGCUCUUGGAUUACUCCAGCCCAGAGUGAGGCCUACAUUUCAUUCAAAAGAGGGCAACCUUUUGUCCCACAACUGACUCCUUUGAGCCUCUCCCACAGGUCUCGCCAGAGGGAAGGACGACCACAUCUCCAAGGCCAGAAUGAAGACACUCCGAAUGACGGUUGUGAUUGUGGCUUCUUUCAUCGUUUGCUGGACCCCUUAUUACCUCUUGGGCUUGUGGUACUGGUUCCAGCCUGACAUGAUCCGCAGAAUGCCGGAGUACAUCAACCACUUCCUCUUCCUCUUCGGCCUGCUGCACACUUGUACGGAUCCCAUCGUCUACGGCCUUUACACCCCGUCCUUUCGAGAGGACAUGAAACUGUGCAUCAGGAACCUGAAAGCGACGGUGGCCCACCAGGAGAAAAAACUUGCAUCUGUUUCAGAGAUGAACCAUAAAGACUCUCAUGACCAGGGUCAGGUGCCGUCAAGUGUUUCCAACGGAGGGACUAUGCACACUGUGUUCUAG